AUGUCGCAUCUUUGUCUGCGUUCCCAGAAGGUGAGACUGAGCCUGAAAGAAGGUUUGUUUCGGGGCGAGGUUUAUAAAUGGAUCAAAGCCUCCUCCGUCCAGAUCAUCUUCUCACUCAUCCUUCUCCAGACGAUGCUGCGCGACUCGGACGGAGCGAUGUUGUUGUCCUGGCUGCUGGAACUCCUCGUCCUCUCCUCCUUCUGCUCAGCAAUGUUUGAAACCGCUGAGAGCAGUGGAGAUGACCUCAACACCUACAACAUGACUAAUUCGUCUGAGUCCUCUGAUUCGCCCCCUUGGUUGUCUGACACUCCCAUGUCCCACAUGGCCCGCAUGUCCCACGUAGAACCGUGGCCACCCGGCAACAUGAGUGAUAUGACCGGAGACCCCGACUCGCCGAUGUUCCCAAUGACGUCCAUCUGCGACAUGCUGUGGAACUCGCCGGUACCGCCGACCCUCGACCAGAUUCCCUUUUUCUGCCUCUGUUCGCACUGCAAGGGCACCGGGGGGCCCAAAGGAGACAGAGGAGACCGGGGCCUUCCGGGUGCACCUGGGAGUCCCGGGAGAAGGGGGAUGAUGGGGUUCCCUGGUCGUCCAGGAUUCACAGGCCGUCGAGGGAUCAAGGGUCAGAAGGGAGACCUCGGGGAGAAAGGGAGUCUCGGCGCUGUCGGUUUCACCGGCGUGAAGGGCCAGCGUGGCUUCAAAGGAGACAAAGGGGACCAAGGAAUGGAAGGCCCACCAGGAUCAGAGGGGCCCCAGGGCGAAACUGGUACAUGCCCUGCCUCCUGUGAGAGUCUACCAGGCCCCCCUGGGGAACAAGGAGUCCCUGGACCAGCCGGAACCCGGGGUCUUCCUGGGGUCCAGGGACCUAUGGCACCCAAGGGUAUUAUGGGCAAUAAGGGCGACAUGGGUAUGCCCGGUGACUCCGGGAUGAACGGCCAGAAGGGUGAUCAAGGUGAGCGGGGGUUGUGCGAGUGCACGGAUGGGGCAGACGGCUCUGAUGGGAAUCAGGGAGAACAGGGGGGUAAAGGGGACAAAGGGGACACUGGUGCCCAGGGUGUUCAGGGCUCCGUCGGGCUAAAAGGCAAUGAGGGCAGUAUGGGUCUCAUGGGGCCGCCUGGGCCCUGCUCCCCGGCCAUCCAAUCAGCAUUCUCUGCAUCUCUCAACCAGUCAUUUCCUGCUGCAAACUGGCCUGUUCCUUUCCAACGCAUCCACCUCAACAUGCAGGGGCACUUUGACACAUUCAUAAGCAUAUACACCGCCCCCAUCAACGGCACCUACGUCUUUACCUUCAGCCUGGCCAUCAGUGGAAAGCCUCUCAAGGUUGGCCUGUUCCUAAACUUCUCCCCCGUAGUCAAAAAAACAGAAGUGACCAUCCCAUCCACCAUGAGCCACACUGUUGUCCUCCACCUCACCAUGGGAGACAGGGUGUGGCUGCAGGUAAGGGACUCCAGCACUAACGGCAUGUUCACCGACCGUGAGAGCAGCAGCACCUUCUCAGGGUAUCUGAUGUACCCCGACUCCUGCCAAAUGCCCCGAGGACGAGGAUUUCCUAAUACCGGACCGACAGUCAUGCCGGCAUUCAAGCCGCAAGGCUAUAAAUGGGACAGCCCCACCCCCACCCCCACCACCCAUCCACCACAGUAG
Molecule: messenger RNA, 1644 nt
Organism: Anarrhichthys ocellatus (wolf-eel)
Lineage: Eukaryota; Metazoa; Chordata; Actinopteri; Perciformes; Anarhichadidae
Product: inner ear-specific collagen-like
Exons: 6
Coding region: 1-1644 (547 amino acids)
Molecular function (GO): protein binding
Source: RefSeq, a predicted model, not a curated record